Messenger RNA from Didymodactylos carnosus, 621 nucleotides. NCBI's taxonomy places the organism in Eukaryota, Metazoa, Rotifera, Eurotatoria, Philodinida, Philodinidae. The record is from the annotation of a GenBank genome assembly.
AUGAGUCACAGUGAAAAAGAUGACGUAUCUAUAUUAAUUCCCGAUAAUAAUCGGUCGAUUGAAAAAUCCAAAACGGGAACGACAUGUGGAACAUCAACAACAACAAUAACAGAUAAUAAUAGUCAACAACUUGUUAAUACAGUUGUAUUUAAAGCAAUGAUCGUAUUUCAGGUAUUUGCUUAUGGAUCAUAUAGUGUUCUCGUUCAUUUAUGCGAGAAAAAUGGUAAAAUAGAAUUUAGUUCAACAACAAUGAAUUUUAUUUUGGAAUUAUCAAAAUUAUUAUUUUCUUUAAAUGCUUUUCUAUGUAUUUCUUCAUCAGUAACGGGAUCAAAUCAUUCAUCAUUGACAAUAUCAAGAAAGUUACUAUUACAUUCAUUACCUUACAGUAUACCAGCUAUACUCUAUUUUAUCAAUAAUAAUCUCGCUGUUCAUAUGCAAUUACAAAUGGAUCCAGCAUCAUAUCAAAUUUUAUCAAAUUUCAAGAUUUUGACAACAGCUAUUCUCUAUAGAAUAAUUAUGAAACAAUAUUUAACCAAAAUUAAGUGGUUAUCGUUAAUAUUACUAUUCGCUGGAGGUCUCUGCUAUAGUAUAGGUACAGUGACAAAUAGAUUUUAUAUCUGA